Messenger RNA from Orcinus orca (killer whale), 10411 nucleotides. It is a transcript of the gene MAP2, whose product is annotated as microtubule associated protein 2. The record is from RefSeq and is a predicted model, not a curated record. Gene Ontology annotation, biological process: neuron projection development; microtubule cytoskeleton organization. Gene Ontology annotation, molecular function: microtubule binding. NCBI's taxonomy places the organism in Eukaryota, Metazoa, Chordata, Mammalia, Artiodactyla, Delphinidae. The coding region runs from base 742 to 6765 and encodes 2007 amino acids. The transcript is spliced from 19 exons. Gene Ontology annotation, cellular component: neuron projection.
AGGCAAUUAAGAUGCCUGUCAGGCAUUUGAUACCAGAAGCCCCUAUGCAAACCUCUAAAUCAUAUGCCAGGGCUACAUCUUAUUGUCAGUGAAUGAUGGCGGAACUGGGUGGCUUGUCAUCAUUCUCGAAAAUUCUGAGGCUAGUGAGCUCUCUCACCCUCUCCCACUCGCCUUAUUUUCCUUUUCGCCACUGCGGGGACUUUUUCUAAUUUGCAGCUUCCCUUUCCCCGACACACACAGACAGGAGCUGGUGGCUUGCAGACUGCGUCUGUCUGGAACUAGAGAGCCUGAGCCAGCCCGCGGAGAUAAUGCUAGGGGAGAAGGAUUCUGCAGCAAUUCUCAAAGGCUAGACUUGGGUGGUAUCGCUGCAUAUGCUCUGGUUCUUCAGCUUGUUGUCUCUAACCGAGGAAACAUUGAUUGGAAACUACUCAUUCAGAAAAGUAAAAGAAAGAAACCAGAACAUAUUAUCAACCCUUUGAGAACACAAUAUAACAAACUUUACCAUUUUACUACUUCUUUGAAUAGGUGAAAUACUGACUAUUCCCAAAAACAAUGUAAAUACUACCCUUGAAAUUUGAAAGAUACAUAAAAGAAAAUCACUUUUGUUUGGCCCAUGUUAUCUGUUCAUAUGCCCUUCAAAAAUCAUGAGAGAAACUUUAUAAAAGGAUUUUUUUUUAACUUUCUCUAUCACUACAUUUAAUGUUACAAUUCGUUUAAGGAGAAGUCACAGGACGUUGAAGAAUGGCAGAUGAUCGGAAAGAUGAAGCAAAGGCGCCUCACUGGACCUCAGCUCAACUAACAGAGGCAUCCGCCCACCCACAUCCACCUGAGAUCAAGGAUCAAGGUGGGGCAGGGGAAGGACUUGUCAGAAGCGCCAAUGGAUUCCCGUACAGGGAGGAUGAAGAGGGCGCCUUUGGAGAACAUGGGUCACAGGACACCUACUCAAAUACCAAAGAGAAUGGGAUCAAUGGAGAGCUGACCUCAGCUGACAGAGAAACAGCAGAGGAGGUGUCUGCAAGGAUAGUUCAAGUAGUCACGGCGGAAGCUGUAGCAGUUCUGAAAGGUGAACAAGAGAAAGAAGCUCAGCAUAAAGAUCAGCCUGCAGCUCUGCCUUUAGCAGCUGAAGAGACAGCUAAUCUGCCUCCUUCUCCACCCCCAUCACCAGCCUCAGAACAGACUGUCACAGUGGAGGAAGAAGAAGAAAUGCUAGCGAGUCCAAUGGCCGAGGAAGAGAAACCUGCCACUCUUCCUGGGAAAGAGUGUGAGGCUGCCAAGGCCUCAGACCAGCCCAAGGGCCUCAGUGAGGGCCAAGUGGAGUCUAGUGCGGAGGCCCAAAUAGCUCCUGAAGAGAGCGCCCCAGCAGGGACCCCACAGGAGAAAAGUAUAAAAGAGGUCGCGGAGGUGUCUCCAGAAGUAAAAACCCCUUCCUCUGCCGGGGAAGGUUUGCUUACAGCCUCGAAGAUGGAGUUUCAUGAUCAACAGGAAUUGACUCCCUCUCCAGCCGAGCCAUUAGAAAAGGAGGAAAAGGAGUCAGAGGAAGAAAGUAAGCCUGGUGAAGACCUUAAACAUGCUGCCUUAGUUUCUCAGCCUGAGACAACUAAAACUUCCCCUGAUAAAAAGGACAUGCAAGACACAGAAGAAGAAAAAGUACCUCCCACUCUGUUUGGGCAUACUCUGGGUGCCAGCCUAGAAGACACAAAACAGAAGACAGAACCGAGCCUAGUGGUACCUGGUAUUGGCCUUCCCGCAGAGCCCUCAGCUGCAAAAGAGCAAAAGGACUGGUUCAUCCAAAUGCCAAUGGAAGCAAAAAAGGACGAGUGGGGUUUGGUUGCUCCAGUAUCUCCUGGCCCCCUAACACCCAUGAAGGAAAAAGACGUACUUGAGGACAUCCCCAAAUGGGAAGGGAAACAAUUUGAUUCUCCCAUGCCAAGUCCCUUUCAGGGUGGAAGCUUCACUCUUCCUUUUGAUGUCACAAAGAAUGACAUUGUUGCAGCAGCAUCACCCUUUGCCCCCGCCCUAUUACAGCCAGAUGACAAAAAAUCUUUGGAAGAAACUGGUAGCCCAGCGACUGCCAAAGAUAGUUCUAAAGUUGAAGAGCCCCAUAUGGAUCAACCUGACAAAAUGGCAGAAGCACCAGCCUCAGAGGCAGUUACAUCGCCCAAAGAUGCUCACAUUUCGAUUGUGGAAGACUAUGUUCCGGAGAAAGGUUUAGGAGAAGAGAAAGGGGCAGUAAAGCAAGAGAGUGUGCAGAUAAAAGAGACUCCCACCUUCAGGGAGCAGGAACCUGUGCUUACUGAAAAGGAACCUCACCUAAAGCUUGAAGAACAAACAACCGUGUCUGACGAAGAAGCUGUGUCAAAGGAGAGUGAAGCCCCAAAAUUGACAGAUGAAGAAACAGGUGUAAUUCAGCCCUCCACAGAGCACGCUUACUCCAAAGAAGAACCGAAAGGCCAGGAGCUUCCCACAGAUAUAUUAAAACAGGACUCAUUCCCUGUAAGUUUGGAGCAAGCAGUUACCGAUUCAGCCGUGACCUCUAAGACACCAGAAAAAGUCAUGACUGAACCAGCUGCACUAAGUGAAAAGAGUGCCACCCAGGAGCUUUUUGAAGAAAAAGUUGCUGACAAAGAUAAUGUUGAAGGAGUUGGAGCUGUAACAUCAGCUGAGCUUGACAUGCCAUUUUAUGAAGAUAAGUCAGGAAUGUCCAAGUACUUUGAAACAUCUGCCUUGAAAGAAGAAGUGACAAAAAGUAUCCAGCCAGGCAGUGAUUACUAUGAACUGAGUGACACAAGAGAAGGUGCCCAAGAGUCUUUUGAUACCGUAUCUUCCAUGUAUAAAAACGGCGACAAGGCACUUACGGCAGAGAAAGACUCCCAGCCCAGUGCUGUAGCACAAGAAGGAGGCUACAGCACUCUUGCACAGAGUUAUCCAUCUGACUUACCUGAAGAACCCAUUUCUCCUCAAGAAAGAAUGUUCACUAUUGAUCCAAAAGUGUAUGGGGAGAAAAGGGAUCUCCACAGUAAGAAUAAGGAUGAUUUGACACUGAGCAGGAGUUUAGGACUUGGUGGUAGGUCUGCAAUAGAGCAAAGAAGCAUGUCAAUCAAUUUGCCCAUGUCUUGCCUGGAUUCCAUAGCCCUUGGAUUUAACUUUGGUCGGGGGCAUGAUCUUUCUCCCCUUGCUUCUGAUAUUCUAACCAACACUAGUGGAAGUAUGGACGAAGGAGAUGAUUACCUUCCGGCCACGACACCUGCAGUGGACAAAGCCCCUUGCUUCCCAACAGAAAGCAAAGAAGAAAAAGAACAGAUAAAGGGGGAAAAAGCUACUGGAGAGGAAAACACCCAAGUCGAGCCAUCGUGUGAGUCACCUUUCCUAGCCAAAGAUUAUUACAAAAAUGGUACUGUCAUGGCACCUGACCUGCCUGAGAUGCUAGACCUGGCAGGCACAAGGUCAAGAUUAGCUUCCAUGAGUGCAGAUGCUGAGGUUGCCAGGAGAAAAUCAGUCCCAUCAGAGACUGUGGUGGAGGAGAGUAGUACUGGCUUCCCCCCUGUCACUGAUGAAAACCACGUCAUUGUUAAAACUGACAGUCAGCUCGAAGACCUGGGCUACUGUGUGUUCAAUAAAUACACAGUCCCACUCCCAUCACCUGUUCAAGACAGUGAGAAUUUAUCUGGGGAAAGUGGUUCCUUUUAUGAAGGCACUGAUGAUAAAGCACGAAGAGAUUUGGUCACGGAUCUUUCAUUGAUUGAAGUCAAACUGGCAGCUGCUGGAAGAGUCAAAGAUGAACUCAGUGCUGAGAAAGAAGCAUCCCCGCCUAUCUCUGGUGACAAAUCAGGACUGAGUAGGGAGUUUGAUCAGGAGAAGAAAGCGAAUGAUAAGCUGGAUACUUUACUAGAAAAAAGUGAAGAACAUGCCGAUUCAAAAGAACAUGCCAAGGAAACAGAAGAGGCUGGUGAUAAAGUUGAAACUUUUGGAUUAGGAGUAACCCAUGAGCAAGCUUCAGCCAAAGAACUGACAGUCUCAAAAGAUGCAUCACCUCUCGUGGCUGAGAAAGCAGAGAAAGGUCUUAGUUCCGUGCCAGAGGUAGCUGAAGUAGAAUCAUCCCAAAAAGCUGAACCAGAGCUGGAUUUUGCUGCAAAGAAAGCUGACCAGGGUCAGUUAGAUGUUAAAAUCAGUGACUUUGGACAGAUGGCCUCAGGGCUACACAUAGAUGCUGGAAAGGCAGCAGAGCUUAAACUCAAGGCUACCCAGGACCUCGCCCCCUCAUCCACAGCAGCUCAGGAGGCAGAUGCGUUUAUGGGUGUUGAGUCUGGCCACGUGAAAGAAGGCACAAAAGUUAGUGAGACAGAAGUCAAGGAGAAGGUGGCCAAGCCUGACCUGGUGCACCAGGAGGCUGUAGACAAAGAGGAGUCCUAUGAGUCCAGCGGUGAGCAUGAAAGCCUCACCAUGGAGUCCUUGAAAGCUGAUGAGGGCAAGAAGGAAAUUUCCCCAGAAUCUUCUCUGAUUCAGGAUGAGAUUGCCAUCAAAUUGUCUGUGGAAAUACCCUGUGCACCUGCUGUUUCAGAGGCUGAUUUAGCCGCAGAUGAGAGUGCUGACGUCCAGAUGGAACUUAUUCAGCUGCCAAAAGAAGAAAACAAGGAGACCCCAGAUAUAUCUAUCACGCCCUCUGAUGUUACAGAACCAUUGCCUGAAGCCACUGGAGCUGAACCAGCAGAGGCUGAGAAUGAGGAAGAAGAGAUAGAAGCCCGGGGAGAUUAUGAUAAACUCCUCUUCCGCUCAGACACCCUUCAGAUUACUGACCUGGGUGUCCCAGGUGUCAGGGAGGAAUUUGUGGAGACCUGCCCUGGUGAACACAAGGGAGUGAUUGAGUCCGUUGUAACCAUCGAGGAUGAUUUCAUCACUGUCGUGCAAACCACAACUGAUGAAGGGGAGUCGGGUUCCCACAGUGUGCGUUUUGCAGCCUUAGAGCAGCCUGAGGUAGAAAGGAGACCAUCCCCCCGUGCUGAAGAAGAGCUUGAAGUAGAAGAGGCAGCUGAAGCCCAGGCUGAACCCAAGGAUGGCUCCCCAGAAGCUCCGGCUUCCCCUGAGAGAGAAGAGGUUGGACUCUCAGAAUAUAAGACAGAAACCUAUGACGAUUACAAAGACGAGACCACCAUUGAUGACUCCAUCAUGGACGCUGACAGCCUCUGGGUGGACACUCAAGAUGAUGAUAGGAGCAUCAUGACAGAACAGUUAGAAACUAUUCCUAAAGAGGAGAAAGCUGAAAAGGAAGCUCGGAGACCAUCUCUUGAGAAACAUAGAAAAGAAAAGCCUUUUAAAACCGGGAGAGGCAGAAUUUCCACUCCUGAAAGAAAAAUAGCUAAAAAGGAACCUAGCACAGUCUCCAGAGAUGAAGUGAGAAGGAAAAAAGCAGUUUAUAAGAAGGCUGAACUUGCUAAAAAAACAGAAGUUCAGGCCCACUCUCCCUCCAGGAAAUUCAUUUUAAAACCUGCUAUCAAAUAUACUAGACCAACUCAUCUCUCCUGUGUUAAGCGGAAAACGACAGCAGCAGGUGCUGAAUCAGCUCAGGCUCCCAGUGUAUUUAAACAGGCAAAGGACAAAGUGUCUAAUUCUACCUUGUCAAAGAUUCCUGCCUUACAGGGUAGCACAAAGUCCCCACGAUGCAGCUCAGCCUGCCCUAGUACGACUAAAAGGGCUACAUUUUCUGACAGUUUAUUCAUACAGCCCACCUCAGCGGGCUCCACAGACCGUUUACCAUACUCAGAAUCAGGGAACAAGGAUGGAGUAACCAAGAGCCCAGAAAAGCGCUCUUCUCUGCCGAGACCGUCCUCCAUUCUCCCUCCUCGCCGAGGCGUAUCAGGAGACAGAGAUGAGAACUCCUUCUCUCUCAACAGUUCUAUCUCCUCUUCUGCACGGCGGACCACUAGGUCAGAGCCAAUUCGCAGAGCAGGAAAAAGUGGCACUUCAACACCCACUACCCCCGGAUCAACCGCCAUCACUCCUGGUACCCCACCAAGCUAUUCUUCACGCACACCAGGCACUCCUGGAACCCCUAGCUACCCCAGGACCCCUCACACACCAGGAACCCCCAAGUCUGCCAUCUUGGUGCCCAGUGAGAAGAAAGUUGCCAUUAUACGUACGCCUCCAAAAUCUCCUGCUACUCCCAAGCAACUUCGGCUUAUCAACCAACCACUGCCAGACCUGAAGAAUGUCAAAUCCAAAAUUGGAUCGACAGAGAACAUCAAAUACCAGCCUAAAGGGGGGCAGGUUAGGAUUUUAAACCAGAAGAUUGAUUUUAGCAAGGUUCAGUCCAGAUGUGGUUCCAGGGAUAACAUCAAACAUUCUGCUGGGGGCGGAAAUGUACAGAUUGUCACCAAGAAGAUAGACCUAAGCCACGUGACCUCCAAAUGCGGCUCUCUGAAAAACAUCCGCCACAGGCCAGGUGGUGGGCGUGUGAAAAUUGAGAGUGUGAAACUGGAUUUCAAAGAAAAGGCCCAAGCUAAAGUUGGUUCACUUGACAAUGCUCACCACGUACCUGGAGGUGGUAAUGUCAAGAUUGACAGCCAAAAGUUGAACUUCAGAGAGCAUGCUAAGGCCCGUGUGGACCACGGGGCUGAGAUCAUUACGCAGUCCCCAGGCAGAUCCAGCGUGGCAUCCCCCCGACGACUCAGCAACGUCUCCUCUUCUGGAAGCAUCAACCUGCUCGAAUCCCCCCAGCUUGCCACCCUGGCCGAGGAUGUCACUGCCGCACUCGCUAAGCAGGGCUUGUGAAUAUUUCUUGUUUAGCAUUGAAGUAAUACUAUUUAGGCAUGAGCUCUUGGCAGGAGUGGGCUCUGAGCAGGUGUUAUAUUCAUUCUUUACAAACCAUAAAAUAAAUAAUCUCAUUCCCAAACUGUAGUAAUUGUUACAAUUUUAUAUUAAAAAAGAAUAGUAUAUGCAGAAAUUGACUUGAUUUCCAUUUGUAAAAGGAAGAUACUGGCUUUACAUGAGUACAAUUGGACAAUUAUUUUUGCUCUGCUCUGUUUUGCAUGGAGUAAUAUUAUUUUAAAAAUUGCAUUUCUACCUUUCAUGUGCCUGAAGGCUAUCCACUACAUCCUGAAAGGCCUUGUUAAAAUCCAAGCUGCUCAUUUCACUAUUUUGUUGCUGGGUGAAAAGAUAAAAAGCUGCCCAUUGUAACUUAUUACAGGUUAAAUUAAAUCAAGGAGUCUGAUUGCAGGAAGGGAAGAGCAUGUAAGAAAUAAGUUUUUUUUAAAGCGUUAUUUUGUAUAAAUGGGAAGAAAGAUUCAAUUAAGUUAUUAACAUUUGGGACCUGGAUAAUUAUAUCAGAGUAUAAGUCAAUCCAAUAAAUUAUUUAACUAAUUAAGAAAUAGUUACGACGCAUUUGAGCUGUGGUUGAGGAAGUGGUAUAAAGUGCAUCUCUUAGGAAUGAAGCACUUUCAUUAGGGUGGACUCGUGUCUGAUUAGAACGUUGGUUGAUCAGCUAGAUUUGUGUACACACUACCAGUUUCACACCCCUUUUCCAUCUGUUUGAUACAGUAUUAUAGAUAUAAAUAUAUAUAUAUUUCUCUGUGGCCAUUUGUGAUACUUCCUCAUAUACUUGAAUAUUAUACUUCCUUAUUCACAGCAUCUGUGUCUCCUGCACCCUUUGGUGUUGCAGUUUUAGGUAUGUGAAAGUAGGUGUUAGCAGGGUUCUUUCCCUAUUAAAAAAAAGUUUAAAAAGACAAAAAGUUUUAGCAUGAAGUUGCUUUCUGUAACAACUCAAAGCUGUAACCCUGUUUUAGUGCCAGAUACAAGUCUCUCCCGUGAUGCUAGAAAAAAUUUGUUUUUCUUUGCUUUCACCAACAUGGAGUUUGUGGGGGUGGGUCCAGUUAUACAUAAAAGGGUUUACAGAUUGUUGGUGUAAGAUUAUGGAUUUAUCUUAUUUUGAAUCACAGGAUAGUUUGGGUUUUAUUCCUGUAAUCAUUCAUGAAACAGACUUCUUAAGAUUUCUUUUUCUUUUUUUUUCCAUUUGCUAAAGUUGAAACUAACCGUGGGAUUUGGGGGCAUGUUAUCCCAUUCUUCCAAAUAGUACCUGUUUAUUAAAUUAUCUGAUAGAAAAUGUUUGACCUCCAUACCCAAAGAUCCCUUGAUCAGAAGGGAAAAAUACGGUAUUUUGAGAAGCUAUAGCUAUAAAAUAUUGGAGAUGCAGAUAUCUAAAUCAGUUUUUUCAUAACUCCAACAUUGUACUCUGUAAAGGAACACUAUUAUUUAUCAGUAGAUAAUACCAUUCUGACUUAGAUGCGGUCUAGAAAUCACAAAUCUAUUAAUUAAUUCACUUUACAAAUCAUUCAUCUUAAAUUUAUGAAUAAGCAAUGAAAUAGUCAAUAGCCUGAAUAAGGCAGUGGGUUACCAGGCUAGAUGGAUGCUUUCUAGUAUUUUAUCUGUUCUUUUUCUUGCUCAGGGAUGGUAAGCUGGAUCUGAACAGUUAAAGGCAAAUGGUCCAGUAGGCGUUUGAUUCCUUUGAGCCAAAUCAGUUCUCGAAUAUAAAGGAAAAAAAUGAUGAAUAUGGACUGAGGCAACAAGCUAGUAUAGUAGCAUCUAAGAAAGAAGCCAAGGGAUGCAAAGACAGAGACACGGGUGCCAUUUUGUGACCCGUUGGAAAUUACAACCAAUGCGACUUCCAUAAAAGAAACUCUAGGAGCAAAAGUGCACCAUUCAUUCUCAACUAAGAGGUUUUACGUAGGCAAACAUUUCUGAAACUAUUUAUAGAUCAGUUAUUUUAUAGGACAAAGAUUUAGAAAUGACUGAUUAGGACUGUGGAUGUGUCUGUUUUCUGCCUAAUUAUUGCUGUGAGGUUUGAUUUGUCCCAUCUGGGCAUUUUAUUCAUCAGCUUCCCUUGAAAUGCACCAGAAUAUAGGAGAAGAAAGAAUAGGAGUGUGGAGACUUAACAGUAUUUUCUUAUGUGUUUGGUAGUGUUAGAUAGUGAUUAAAGCUGAAGUUAACAGCUGGUUAGAACAGUUUUAACCUGUGAAACAAGUCUUUUUUUUCAACCUGGUUUAAAUUUUUUAUAAGCAUUAAGAAUAAGUAAACAUGAUCUACAUAUUAAAAUUGUUUCUUACAAAUACAUGUCUAAAAUAAAGAUUAUAUAAAGUACCAAGUUAUAAGAUUUGGCAUUAAAACAAAUGUUUACUUCAAAUCACAGCAAAAUUAUAAUGAAUAAAUGCCCUUGCUUUGUAUGGAAAUACAAAUUCUUUAUAAAAAGUUAACAAAAUGAACCUGAUAAUUUGUACAAGUAGAAGAAAGAAACACAGGCUAAAUGUCUUCUUAUGGGGAUAAGGGGUGGAACCCAUCUUGCCUUUACACUCAAGAUUAACGACACAAAUUAAGCUUUUUGAACACCACUCUUGUGGGGACAUCCAUACGCUGAUCUAGAAAUUAAGGCUUCAUAGUUCCAAUUCUAGAUCUAUUAAUGCCAGUUUCUCUCUGGCUUUAGCCUUUGAGAACCUGUUUAAGGAAACAUAAGUAAUCCAGAGCUGUGAAGAGUUAAAAGGCCCACUCACUCUCUCUGGGUCACCUGCAACCAAUAAUUGGGUACUUUACAAUGAUGCAGGAGAGAUCCGAGUCCAUGAUGAGUCUCAAAGGCCAUGUUCAUUUAGGAACCAACUCUCUCUGGAUUCUCCUGCUGAGUUCCAGCAGGGUGAUGGGCUAAAAUCCCACCCACAAGCAAGACACCUGUGUAACACUAACUGGGUAUAGCUGAAGAAGGCUGAAGAGAGAACUUGGUUAAAUGGAAAGAUGUACUUGAUGGUAGCUGACCUUCUCCACACACUCAUAUAGUUAUAGAGCAGGAAAUGGGUCAUCAGCCAAAAUAUGUCAAUAUUAUUAAAGAAAUAAUCUCAAUGUGGUUGAUUCUGACACAGCUGCAAGUAUAGUAUUUUCUCCUAUUUUUCAUGCCACAGAAAGGAGGAAAAUAAACUAUUUGUGGUCUAAGUGGCCAGAAAAGAUAGAUCCAUGGCUUGGAAAGGCAAAUACUACACAUUCCUUCAAAGACUGAUGUGCUAAAAUUAGCAUUGAUGUUUGUUUUCUAACACCUAGGAUUUUUAGCCUGGGUAUGUAGGUUGAGGCCAAGUCCCUAGCAGGAAAAAGCUUAUUUUUAGACUCCUAAAAUGUCAAUCAUGAAGAUCUACUUCAACUUUAGCAAAAAGAAAAAAAAAAUCAACAAAAAGUAUACUCUGUAUGCUGGGAUUCCAAGGUUCCAACAUGCCGCUACAAAUCUGUGGGGGGUUUCUUUCUUCUGAUAAUUCUAGAGCCUGUUACCAUAGAAAGGCAUUUCUUCAAUGGCUGGUUGUAGUUAGUUCAUGUUUUUCAAGCAAAAUUUGCAAAUGUAUUUGUUGCUGUAUAGUGAUUGUUUUGCAAAAUAAAGUUGCUUGUCACCUAA